This is a messenger RNA of Cololabis saira (Pacific saury), 2583 nucleotides long. RefSeq names its product zinc-binding protein A33-like. Bases 321 to 1742 code for a protein of 473 amino acids. The transcript has a single exon. The record is from RefSeq and is a predicted model, not a curated record. Gene Ontology annotation, molecular function: protein binding; zinc ion binding. NCBI's taxonomy places the organism in Eukaryota, Metazoa, Chordata, Actinopteri, Beloniformes, Belonidae.
CUCAGAGAAUCAGAUUGUAAAUUUCUGCAGAAAGAAACAAUACAGUAAUGUAAGAAAGAAGCUAUUUAAGUCUUUGUAUGAACAGCUCCAGUGUCGCCCCCUACUGGUAAUAAUAUUGAAAUGUACCUGGUGACUCAUGAGAGGAAAGACAGGUUUAACUGAAGGUUUAUUUGGAUAUUUUUGACAUGACUGAACAGAGCUUAGAUGCCGUUUCAGGGUGGAGCUUAUGAACUAAAAACCUGAAAUAAAAAGACUGAAAUCUGUGAUUCAGAGGGACAUUUAAGUCUACCGAUUGAAGGAUACUUCAAAGAUUUGAAGAAAUGGCUGAGAAAACUCUUUUUAAAGAUGACCUGAGCUGCAAGGUUUGUUUAAAUGCUUUUAAAGGUCUGGAGCCUCUGAGCUGCAACCACAUCUUCUGUUCAAACUGCCUGAAAAAGUUCUGGGAAAAAACUAAAAACAGAAACUGUCCCACCUGUGAAGGAAAAUCUUCUAAAGAUGAACCUGGUGUGAACUUUUCACCGAAGGAACUUGCCGACUCUUUUGCUGGAAGACAGACAGGUGGAUCGUAUAAGACUGACAAAGAAGAAAAGAGGCUGGAGGCGUUUUGUAAGAAACACCCAGGAACAACUCCCCUGUUCUGUAGAGACGAACAGAGAUCUGUGUGUCCUGUCUGUGAGUUUUCUCUGCACCAGAACCACAAAGUGGUUCCUGUAGAAGAAGCAGCCAGUGAGCUGAAGGAGCUGCUGAAAUCUGACUUAAAGUCUCUGCAGGACAAGAGGAACAAAUGCACACAAGUGGAGGAAACAUAUAAUGAUAUGGAUCAACACUUCAAGAAGCAGCUGUUGUCCACAGAGAAGCAGAUCAGAGCAGAGUUCAACAAACUCCAGCAGUUCCUGAAGGAGGAAGAGGAGUCCAGACUGGCAGCUCUGAGGGAGGAAGAGGAGCAGAAGAGGGGGAUAAUCAGCAGGAAGAGGAAGAGGGUCCAGGAGCAGAUCUCCUCUCUGCCAGAAAGCAUCUCUGCUGUGGAAGAAGAGCUGCAGAAAGACAACCUGGCGUUCCUCAGCAGGUACAAACCCAUUCGGGACAGAGCCAGAGUCCAGUGCUCAGUGUCAGAUCCACAGCUGCUCUCAGGAACUCUGGUAGAUGUGGCCAAACACCUGGGAAACCUGGCCUUCAAAGUCUGGGAGAAGAUGGGGGACCAGGUCCACUUCAGCCCGGUGGUUCUGGACCCAAACACUGCACACCCCUGGCUGUAUCUGUCUGCUGAUCUGACCAGUGCGAGUUAUGGAGAUACACGGCAGCAGCUUCCUGAUAAUCCAGAGAGAAAUUAUAAGUGUGUCCAAGUUUUUGGUUCUGAAGGUUUCACCUCAGGGAUACACAGCUGGGAGGUGGAGGUGGGAGAUUAUCCCAGGUGGCAUAUUGGUUUGGUUAAAGACUCAGUUGACAGGAAGGGAAUAAUAUUGGUUUCACCUGAAUAUGGAAUCUGGGGUUUGUCGUAUAAUAAAGGAAAAUACACGAAUAGUGAUGGUGAGAAUGUCAAUGUGGAGACAGGUCUCCGAAGGAUCAGAGUCCAGCUGGACUAUGGAAAUCAGAAGGUGAUGUUCUACAAUGCUGAAACCACGAAACGCAUCUGCACUCAAAUAGGCAGUUUCACUGAGAAAAUCUUCCCUUAUUUCAGUUUUGCAAAGUCUCUUGGUGGAAACACUUCUGAGAUCAGAAUCUGUCAGACAAAGAAUACCUGAGAUAAAAAAGAUAUAUUUAUGUGUUUUGAUGGAAUAACUUUUCCAAGAUCAGGAUUAUUUUAAGUAAAAAGUUAACCUGUACAAACAAAGGAAUCGCAACACUUUGAAAAUACAACACAUUUAAAUAUUAUUGAAAAAAAUAUAAAAGUUUAUAAAGUUGUGAGUAAGUUUGUAUUCAUGUUAUAAAUCUGCUGGAAUCACUGGGAUGAGAUUUUAUGUUUUACUUUUAAAAUUUACUGUCUGAAUAAAUGUAGUAACCAGUUAAAAAUAUGACAUAAAAUCCACAAUGUUCCUAAAUCUGAGAGCUAUUUUAUCAACCUGCUGAUUUUAUAACAUAAAAGAGUUAAAUUCAAAUAGAAUUGGUACUAAAGAACAUAUUUCUGUGUAAAUGUUGUACUGUAAGUGUUCAAAUGUCAGAGUUUAUAAGUCGCUCCUCAAGUUUCAGUCCAAAGAUCAGAGUUUUUAAACAAACUGCAACUAAAAGAUACUAAAACAUGUAAAACUGUUUAAACGUCUAAAAACACAGCUGGUACUCGUGUGAGCAAAUGUUUCAUGAUUGUGGCUUCAUAACUUUUUAAACCUUUUUGAAAUGUAUCAUGGAUGUAUGUUUAUUUUAUAAUUCUUAACUGUGGUUCAUAAAACCUUCAGAUGUGAAUCAUUGAUUUUGUUUAAUUUUCUUUCAAUCUAACAUCUGUAUUAACCUGGUGAACAAACAUGAUCAUGAUUUAUUUUAAUUAUUUGAUAUCUUGAUUUUAAUAAACUCUGCAUGUAAUUUAAUUUUGGGGGAAAUAAAAUAUUAAUGAAGUGAACUGACUUCAGUUUAAUGAGUCUGUAAAUACAG